CAGGUUCGUCUUGAUUGAGACUACUGAGGAAGUGUGACACGCAUGUCAAUUUUGAAGAAUUCAAAUUCAUAAACAAAUCUUCAGUAGAUAUAGAGAUAUUGAUACUGAAUUAUCUCAAGAUUCGUACUUGUACAUCCACGUAUUCUAAAACACAGAAAAUGUCUGAUAGAAAAGACCAAGAGGAAAAAGAAGAAUCUUCCACUUUUCUACAAGAGACGGAUUCCAAAUGCAGUUCCUCUACAUCAAUUACCAAUAAAGAAGAUACUGAAGUAUUCGAGAGGCAAUUGACGAAAACUGAAGUAAAAAAACCUAAGACAUCAAUUAAACUACCAGGACAGUUAGACAUAACUUCGAAGGAAGAAACGCAAGUAGUUGGAGAUGAUGUCACCAAGCGAAACGAGCAGAACAUAAUUUGUGAAUGUCAGCCCAAUGUAGCUGGAGCAGCUGUACCAACUUUAUCGUCAGUCAAUAGUCUAGCAAAUUCAUUGGAAGCAUCAGAUGAAUUCCUACGUAGUCAAUAUGUUUCCGGCAACGAGUCUGAGAAAUUGUUAGUUCAUGAUUCUCUAGAAGUUCCAAGCACAUCUAUAGCAAAGUCUGACAAUAAAGCUUCGAAAAAACCAAGCAUGAUCCCAAUAAAGCUCACAAGACCAAAUAGCAGUAAUAGACCGGUUCGGGACAGAGGUCAAACAGAUCUUCUAAAGAAAACAGUAAAAGAACAACAAUUGCAUACCAAUAAGAAAAAUGAAACCAAGUUUCCAAAAGAUAAACCUUAUCGUUCUAAGAUUGAGGGCAAAAAUAUUGUAGGUCAUCUGGAGGAUAGACCUACUAGCAAGAUCUCUUCUAGAAUGUUGAAUCUACAAGAAAGGUUGAAAGCUACUACAUCAAUGCUGAGAAAGAGAUUCGAAGACGACAAAAGUAAAGCUGAUUCUUCAUGCCAGAUAAGUUCUGGAUGCUGCUUGACCAAUCAAGAAUCAGUUAGCAGUCAAACUUCUGAGGAAGAAACCAGCCCCACUUCGGUGGUAGAUCUGUAUAAGAUUAUUAUACAAUUGAAAGAAACAGCUACCAAAUUGUCAAGUAUAAGCAUUCUUGGAAAACAGAAGGGUUAUAUUGAGAAGCUGUUGCUUAAAAUAACUGAGAUUCAGAAGAUCGCUGAUCACCUGUCCAAAUGUGAGAAUAGUAAUGAAAAGUUCGUAGACGGAAAUGAAGAACGGAAGACAGAGAUCAGCAAAUCCGCCAAAACUAAGGAUAACAAGAUCUACAUCAAGUUUGUACCCAAGAAGAAACAUCUAGAUUCACCAAAGGACAAUACCGAAGUUACACAGACUGAGCUAGAUUUAGGGACUCCGACUUCAGAAUGUCGUAUGACCUCUGAAGUAAAUAUUCCUGACGAGACUAACCACGAAAUCAGCAUGAAAGAUUCAGACUCUAUGGAUGGAAUUUUCAUACCUUCAUGUGAACCACCGAUCAACAUUGAAGAAGAAGAAGAGGAAACCAACGGAUUAGAUAUCACAAUAACGUUCCCUGAAAUCAACAAUCUCCUUUCGCACGAAGAUCAUUCUCACCUGUCUGUCCGUUUAUCAGACAUUUCUGAGGAAGCUCUCAAAAAGUUGAAGCGGUGCCCCAAAGAUUUCACCCUAAGAAUGGAUUUCGUUCAGGGCAAAAUACUAUUUCAGACCGGUAAAGCCCCAGUCAAUAAUUUUUCUAUUGGGCCAGACUUGAAGUUUGUGGAGAAUCCGAUAGAUGAGAAAAAAUCUGAUAUCAUCAGUAUAAAGCCAUCAACAGAAUGUUCAUUCGCGUCCCAACUGAUACCAGUGGAGAACAUUACGAAAGAGAUUACUUCCUACAAAUCUUUGAGAUCGACUGACUCUGAACUGUUCAGUGUGGUUAAUUUACCAUACAUUUACAGAAACUCCUCUUUGAAUACGGUGACAAAAUCUUGUAUCACAUUCAAAAAUGACGGAAUUCUUUCAAUGGCUCUGCUUGCUAGGCAUUUUGGAAGAAGCAUGCCUCAAAUACCAAGUAUAACGAAUAUUUUCGAAGAAAAAAUAAUGGAAAAUUUGAAUAAGGCUACUGAUAUUGUUUCAGCUCUUCAGAUUCAAGAAAGAAGGAGAAAAAAUCGGGCGAAUCAGAGAAGGGCAAUCAUCACACCAAAUAAUGUUUGAAUAUUUGUAUUUUGAAUUUGUAAUAAUUAUUUGUGAUUUAUACACGUAUAUAAAUAAAU
Molecule: messenger RNA, 2221 nt
Organism: Phaedon cochleariae (mustard beetle)
Lineage: Eukaryota; Metazoa; Arthropoda; Insecta; Coleoptera; Chrysomelidae
Source: the annotation of a GenBank genome assembly